Molecule: messenger RNA, 1557 nt
Organism: Pistacia vera
Lineage: Eukaryota; Viridiplantae; Streptophyta; Magnoliopsida; Sapindales; Anacardiaceae
Product: E3 ubiquitin-protein ligase PUB23
Exons: 1
Coding region: 114-1364 (416 amino acids)
Biological process (GO): protein ubiquitination
Molecular function (GO): ubiquitin protein ligase activity
Source: RefSeq, a predicted model, not a curated record
UAAUCCUCUCUUUGCCACAACCAAUUCACAAACUUAACUUCUCUCACAUACUUUGAAUCUAGUUCUCUAAAAGAAAUUCAAAGUAUCACAAGUUUCUUUUUAGGUUCAAAUUCAUGGAGGAAAUUGAUGUUCCGCAGUAUUUUCUGUGCCCAAUCUCUUUGGAGAUCAUGAAAGAUCCGGUGACGGUGGCAACGGGGAUUACUUAUGAUCGUGAAAGCAUCGAGAAAUGGUUAUUUUCCGGCAAAAAUAAUACUUGUCCGGUGACAAAACAAGUGUUGUCAACCGAUUGUUGUGAGUUGACCCCGAAUCACACUGUUCGGCGGCUGAUUCAAUCGUGGUGUACUCUCAACGCUUCUUAUGGCAUUGAAAGAAUUCCAACGCCGAAGCCGCCGAUCAACAAAGCUCAGAUUUCAAAGCUCAUAAGAGAUGCAAAAUCAUCGCCGCAGUUGCAGGUUAAGUGCCUGAGGAGACUGAGAUCAAUCGCUUCGGAAAAUGAUACAAACAAACGCUGCUUUGAGGCUGCAGGCGCGGUCGAGUUCUUGGCGUCGAUUGUGAUGAGCAACACUUAUUUUGUAUCUUUUGAAGAAUCAAACGGAGACGGAUUCGAUUUCACCCGGCUGAGCGAUGAAGCCUUAAGCAUUUUGUGCAAUCUUCAAUUAUCCGACAUCGGGUUGAAGAAUCUCUUGAACAAAAAUGUGGGAUUUAUUGAAUCGUUGACACAAAUCAUGCAACGUGGAACCUUCGAGUCUCGAGCUUAUGCAGUUUUGUUACUGAAAUCAAUGCUUGAAGUGGCGGAUCCCAUCCAUCUCAUAAACUUAAGCCCCCAAUUCUUCAUCGAAAUCAUCCAAAUUUUGCGUGACCAAAUCUCCCACCAGGCCUCAAAAGCCGCACUGCAAUCACUCAUCAAUCUUCUUCCAUGGGGUAGGAACCGAGUGAAAGCAGUCGAAGCCAGCGCCGUUUCGAUCCUUAUCGAUCUUCUCUUGGAGAAAUCCGAGAGGCGGGAUUGCGAGCUCAUGCUAAUGACGAUUGAUUUUCUUUGCCAAUGUGCGGAAGGAAGAGCCGAGCUGUUGAAGCACGGGGCGGGAAUGGCCAUCGUAUCGAAGAAGAUACUUAGGGUUUCGCAGGUGGCGAGUGAAAGGGCUGUGAGGAUUUUGCUUUCCAUUUCGAAGUUCUCGGCGACCCCCGGUGUUCUUCAAGAGAUGUUGCAGAUUGGUGUUGUGGCGAAAUUGUGUUUGGUGCUUCAAGUUGAUUGUAGCAACAAGACGAAAGAUAAAGCUAGAGAAAUACUGAAAAAUCACGCUCGGGCAUGGAAGAAUUCUCCAUGUAUACCGAAUAGUUUGGUUGUAUCAUAUCCAGUAGCUUGAUUGAUUCAGUGAGAUCGUUAAGGAGAGGAAGAGAAUCAUCAAUUUGAUUCACUUUUUUCUCUAUUUUACUUUUAUUUUCCAUUUUUUGUAUAUAAGUUGUUGAUUAUACAAUUAUAAAAACAGAUUUAGAUGAAUCAAAAGUUGUGUCCACUAAAUGUUUCGUGACAAAUGCAAUUUUUGUUUUUAAUUUCAA